Molecule: messenger RNA, 2372 nt
Organism: Salmo salar (Atlantic salmon)
Lineage: Eukaryota; Metazoa; Chordata; Actinopteri; Salmoniformes; Salmonidae
Source: RefSeq, a predicted model, not a curated record
UCUCACACACACCUCAAACACCCGUACAAGCUCUCUCCUCCAUCCCAGUCACUCUGAGACACCUCCUCUACAGCCACACAGUACUGCCACUGAGAGAAGUGUUAUGGAAGGACCCAGGCCGGUUGUUCUGAGCGGCCCCUCAGGGGCAGGGAAGAGCACUCUUAUGAAGAUGCUACUGAGGGAUUAUGAUGGAGUCUUCGGCUUCAGCGUGUCACAUACAACACGGGACCCACGUCCAGGAGAGGUAGAUGGCAAAGAUUACCACUUCUCAAACAGGGAGGCUAUGCAGGAGGAUAUUGAUGAUGGGAAAUACAUUGAGAAUGCUGAGUUUUCCGGCAACCUGUAUGGAACAAGCAAGUCUUCUGUAGAUGACGUGAGGGCCAAGGGCCUCAUCUGCAUCUUAGAUGUGGAGAUCCAGGGAGUGAGGAACAUCAAGGAGACUGAUCUGGACCCCAUCUAUGUUUCUAUCCAGCCCCCCUCUAUUGAGAUCCUGGAAAAGCGUCUGAGGGACAGAAAUACUGAGACAGAGGAGAGUCUGCAGAAGCGUCUGGAGGCAGCGCGAGUUGACAUGGAGCUCAGCAACGAGCCAGGAGUGUUUGACGUGCUUAUAGUCAAUGAUGACUUAGAGGAGGCGUAUGACAAGUUGCAAAGUGUUCUUAUUGAGGAAAUAACGAAGGUUCAGUCGACCAAGAAAGAAAAAUGCAAUUCUGUUAUGGAAGGACCCAGGCCGGUUGUUCUGAGCGGCCCCUCAGGGGCAGGGAAGAGCACUCUGCUAAAGAAGCUGCUGAAGGACUACAAGGGAGUCUUCGGCUUCAGCGUGUCACAUACAACCCGGGAUCCACGUCCAGGAGAGGUAGAUGGCAAAGGCCUGUUCUGUCUGCCUAUGCUUCUGGGGGCUACAUUACUUCCCCUAGCAGACGUCCUAUCGUCUGUUUCAUCUGCAGAUUACCACUUCAGAAAAAGGGAGGCUAUGCAGGAGGAUAUUGACACGGGAGAAUUCAUUGAAACUGAUGAAUUUUCUGGCAACCUGUAUGGAACAAGUAAGUGUGCUGUACAGGAUGUGAGGGCCAAGGGCCUCAUUUGUAUUUUGGAUGUGGAUAUUGCGGGAGUGAGACACAUCAAGGAAUCUGACCUGGACCCCAUCUAUGUUUCAAUUCAGCCCCCCUCCAUUGAGGUCCUGGAAGAGCGUCUGAGGGGUAGAGCGACGGAGACGGAGGAAAAAAUCCAGAGCCGCCUGGAGGCAGCACGGAUUGACAUGGAGGAGUGCAACGAGCCUGGAUUGUUUGACAUUGUCAUUGUCAACGAUGACUUGGAUGAGUCCUAUGAGAAGUUGCAAAGUGUUCUUAAGGAGGAAAUAAUGAAAGUUCAGCAGGGCAUCAAGUCGUAAGGAGCUACAGUACAGUGUCCCAGUCUUCCUCUUGCCUGGUACCUUACAGGAGAUACAUAAACCAACAUUUGACACCAGCUAAUUUCGAUUUAGCCACCAAAGGAAACGUUCUGAGGGUUGCCAUAUGACGACUGUGGGGAUUUCCACAGAAACGCAUACUACCGAAUGCACCUAAGACUCAAGAAGAUGGUCUAAAACUCUUAGGUUGUUUUCCACAUUCAUUCAGUCUGUCAUUUAUGAGGAUUUUUGAGUAAGACAAAGGGACAUUUGAAAGGUACGUGUAGAGUAUACAGUCGAUACAGUUAAAAGUUAACGUCUACUUCAUACCUUACUGCCAACUGGGUUUCAGCCAUGUAGACGAAUAGAAACCACUGCCAAAGCCAAUAGACCUCCGUUAAUUCAGAGUUUUGUGGUUAUAAUCUAAAGGUUUGACAAUAUACUUAACAUGCCCCUGACUUGACAUUUGUGAUGAAUGCCCUUGACAUGUGCGAUGGCCAUCUCGCAUACAGUAUGAUGGACAAACAACCCGAGAAGUAGUAAAACAAAAGUUGUGCAUAAAACGGUGUCUUAGCUGUGAAAUGUCAUAUUAGCGGACUAGCUUUGAGGUAAACACUGCUAUGUCUUCAUCUUAAUCUAAUUAUAUUCUUAUUGGUCAAAUAGUAAAACACCAUUCUGUGUUCUGUAGUCUCAUUUUUCUCCCUUGGUUUUAAGCAAUGAUAGUGUAGUCUGAAUGAUGUUACACCAAAUGUAAGGAUGUGUAUGGUGGGGUGUUAUACUAAUUGAACAGUAUUUGUGGAUGAAUAUGUAAGGACCAAAGCACUCAACACACAGCUUUCAUAGGUCAAAUGUCAGACCUGUGGUUGUCAAUUUAACUCGCAGGUCAAUUACUGUAGCCAUCCAUCUGCAGAAAAUAAAAUGUGUGUGUCUUGUAGUGUAUACUUUUGUAUGCAAUGGAGAUAGACAAAUAAAAAGUACUUACCACUCA